AUGCGCUCUGCAUCUUUGGCCAGCGCCCUGGCCCUGGGCGCCUUCGUGCCAUCUUCAGGCGCUGUACCCACUCCAAUCGUCUCUCGGGACUCUUCCAACCCGUUCGUCGGCCGCAAGCUUUCCAUCAAUCACUCUUAUGCAGCCAGCCUCGAAGCUACAUUUGAGGCAUUCAUUGAAGAAGGCGAUGAGCUCAAUGCCCGCAAGACGCGGACGGUUCAGGGGCUAGGGACAUUUCAAUGGGCGCCUGCCAUUAGCCUCCUUGCAAACCUCGACACUGCUAUCUCAGCUGCGCGCGCAGAGCAGAAUCAAGGCGGCGUUCCGCAGGUGGUGGGACUUGUUCUGUACAACCUCCCGGACCGUGAUUGCAGCGCUGGCGAAAGCGCUGGCGAGCUGUCGGGGAGAGACGGCCUACGCCGCUACAAGAAUGAAUAUGUGGAUGCCUGGGCCACGAGACUGAGCCGAGCCUCUGACUUGACAUUUGCCGUCGUUGUGGAGCCUGAUGCUGUUGGAAACAUGGUCACGAACCAAGGCGUACCGCUCUGUGCCGAGGCCAAACCCAUCUACGAAGAAGGCAUUGCGUACGCCAUCUCCAAGUUGCAGCUUCCCAACGUCAAUCUCUAUCUUGAUGCGUCUCAUGGAGGUUGGCUUGGCUGGCCUGAUAACCUUCCCCUGGCUGCACAGCAGUUCAAGGACAUUGUCGAUCGUGCAGGAAACAACGCCACUAUCCGUGGAUUUUCCACCAAUGUCUCGAACUACAACCCAUUCCAUGCCACUGUUCGUGAAAACUACACUGAGUGGAGCCCGUCAUGGGAUGAGGAUCAUUACACAUCUUCCCUUGCGCCUUAUCUGGAGGAGUUGGAUCUGCCUACACGGUUCAUCGUGGAUCAAAGCCGUGUGCAUCUCCCAGGCGCCCGAGAAGAAUGGGGUGAGUGGUGCAACGUGGCGCCUGCCGGACUUGGCGCACCGCAAAAGACAGACCUGGAAAAUCCAUACGUUGACAGCCUCACAUGGGUCAAGCCCCCAGGCGAGAGUGAUGGCCGAUGUGGUCUCGAAGGGGCCCCCGCAGCUGGCCAGUGGUUCAAUGAGUAUGUUCAGAUGCUGGUGGAGAAUGCGGACGAGGAUGUGCAGCCUGCCGACUCUCUUGAAAGGGAGACCAAGUCAUGGUGGCCUCAGUUUUAGCAGCUUUCGCGUGCGUCUGGAGAAGUCGUUCUGUAUAUACUUGACACAAUGAUCCUUCCUCAUCCUUGGUCACUGAGUGUUUGCAGAACAAAAGGCCUCGUAUAGCUCCAUCGGUGAUCAUGGUUGCUUCAGAGUCAGUCAAGUUACUCUUCGUCCUGAGAGACAAUCCCAUGAACCAGGUGAAGCGACACAAGCAUAUGAUCUGAACUCCGUCAACAUACACCGGCUGGUCGUCCACUCCGGUGUGAAACGUUCAGUCUAGGAUGAGAACGGGACUGCAGCCCUGCAUCGCUCAGUAAACGCACAGUGAUGCCACUUGGAACCUCUGCCCUUGCUAAUACCCAGAGCGCAUCAGGCAUCUUCCCUGGCAAGAGCUUCGCUGGGAGUUUGACACAGCAGUGCUUUCCGCAAAAAACGCACAGGCACGGCCAGAGC
This is a messenger RNA of Emericellopsis atlantica, 1614 nucleotides long. Its product is annotated as endoglucanase-6B. The transcript is spliced from 2 exons. Bases 1 to 1179 code for a protein of 392 amino acids. The record is from RefSeq and is a predicted model, not a curated record. Gene Ontology annotation, molecular function: hydrolase activity, hydrolyzing O-glycosyl compounds. Gene Ontology annotation, biological process: cellulose catabolic process. NCBI's taxonomy places the organism in Eukaryota, Fungi, Ascomycota, Sordariomycetes, Hypocreales, Bionectriaceae.